AUGGACGACGCUUCCAAGACCUUGGUCAUUGAUAAUGGGACAGGGUUUGUGAAAGUGGGCUACGCAGGCUCCAACUUUCCGCAACAUGUUUUUCCCUCGGUAGUUGGUCGACCCAUCUUGCGUGCAGAGGAAAAAAUCGGUUCUGUCGAGAUACGGGAUAUCAUGGUUGGCGAUGAAGCAGCCGAACUUCGGUCUAUUCUACAAAUGUCGUAUCCUAUGGAAAAUGGAAUUGUAAAGAAGUGGGAUGACAUGAGGCAUCUGUGGGAUUAUACGCUUUUUCAAAAGUUAAAGUGUGAUCCAAAGGAGUGUAAGGUGUUGUUGACUGAGCCGCCGAUGAAUCCGUUGAGUAAUAGGAGAGAGAUGGUUAGGGUCAUGUUGGAAGAGUAUGGGUUUAAGGGAGUUUACGUGAGCAUCCAGGCUGUUUUGACUUUGUAUGCUCAAGGUCUGAUGACUGGUGUCGUCGUUGACUCUGGAGAUGGAGUGACUCAUAUAGUCCCAAUAUUUGACGGCUAUGCCCUACCACAUCAGACGCGUCGAUUGGACGUUGCUGGGCGAGAUGUGACGCGAUACCUUAUAAAGUUGCUUCUACUCAGAGGCUAUGCUUUUAAUAGAACAGCUGAUUUUGAGACUGUUAGACAGAUGAAAGAGAAGCUUUGCUAUGUAAGUUACGAUCUUCAAUUGGACCAGAAGCUAGCUACUGAGACGACUGUGCUUGUAGAAAACUACACGUUGCCAGACGGUCGUGUUAUUAAAGUAGGAUCAGAACGAUUUGAGGCUCCAGAGUGCAUGUUCCAACCGCACUUGAUUGACGUGGAUCAACCUGGAGUGGCCGAAAUGCUCUUCUCGGCAAUUAAUGAUGCCGCUCUUGAUGUGCGACCUGAACUCUACAGACAUAUAGUCUUGUCUGGUGGAUCAUCCAUGUACCCUGGGUUACCUAGUCGUUUAGAGAAAGAAUUGAAGCAACUGUAUUUGGAAAGAGUGGGAGGCGGAGAUGGAUCCAAGUUACAGAAAUUAAAAAUUCGCAUUGAAGAUCCUCCCCGACGUAAACAUAUGGUAUUCCUGGGUGGCGCAGUGUUAGCUAAUAUCAUGAAAGACAGAGAGAGCUGGUGGAUUACCAAACAAGAGUGGGAGGAGAUGGGUCCACAGUGUCUGGAUAAAUUGGGAAAGGGCGGAAGU
Molecule: messenger RNA, 1176 nt
Organism: Paraglomus brasilianum
Lineage: Eukaryota; Fungi; Glomeromycota; Glomeromycetes; Paraglomerales; Paraglomeraceae
Source: the annotation of a GenBank genome assembly